Molecule: messenger RNA, 4670 nt
Organism: Lycium ferocissimum
Lineage: Eukaryota; Viridiplantae; Streptophyta; Magnoliopsida; Solanales; Solanaceae
Product: pentatricopeptide repeat-containing protein At4g13650
Exons: 4
Coding region: 302-3481 (1059 amino acids)
Biological process (GO): RNA modification
Molecular function (GO): zinc ion binding; RNA binding; protein binding
Source: RefSeq, a predicted model, not a curated record
UCUGUUUGCACUUCAAUCCCUUGAGGCUUAACAAAAAUUCAAAUGAAUAUUUAAGCCUUGAGGUUCAGAGCUUCCCAAUCUUGUGCAAAUUCAAAUUCAGUUUUCUUUCAUUGUUUUGUUAACUUUAAGUUUGUUAUUUGAAGGUGUAUUUCAAUUAAAAUAUAAAUUUUGUUCAAAACAAAGUCUUUGUUUGAAACAUUAUUCAGACACCACAAAGAAAACGAUUUUGAAGCUCAAUUAGGUUUACAAAAGAUGAAUUUAGUGUAAACCCAGAAUUUAGGUUCACUCUAUUUAUAUCUUGAUGGUAUCAAAGAGAAUUAUUCAUUCCCUUUUCAAGUCUUCUGAUUGUCUAUGCAAGGAAAUUUGGCAUUUUGGAUAUCGGAAACCAAUUAGAUUGAAGAACUGUACUUUUACUAGUUGUGCAAGUAUAAGUUCACUGGUUCUUGAUGAUUGUUCAGAUGAAGAAAAUGAAUAUUAUCCAUCUAUUGUUCAUCCACGAGUAACGAAAAAUGAUGGGUAUUUCGAUCAUACUUAUUAUCUAAGCCUACUAUAUAGUUGCUUGAGUGAAGGGUCAAUUGUAGAUGCCAAGAAACUACAUGGGAAAUUGUUGACAUUGGGAUUUGGAGCUGAUUAUAGGAUUGGUGCUAGGUUUCUUGAUAUUUAUGUUGCUUGUGGAGAUUUAUCUAGUGCAUUGCAAAUAUUUGAUAAUUUACCAAGUGGGAUUAGAAAUGUGUCUUGCUGGAAUAUGUUGUUGUCUGGUUUUUCACGGAUGAAAAGAAGUGAUGCAGUUAUCAAUUUGUUUUCUCGAAUGAUAAGAGAAGAUGUUAAUCCAGAUGAGUGCACAUUUUCCGAAGUUCUGCAAGCCUGCAGUGACAACAAGGUUGCAUUUAGUUUCCAGGGUGUUGAACAGAUUCAUGCUUUGACUGUGCGCUAUGGUCUUGGCUUGCAGCUCAUUGUUUCUAACCGUUUGAUUGAUUUGUAUUCUAAAAAUGGAUUUGUAGAUUCUAGUAAGAAAGUCUUUGAGGAUAUGGUGGUAAGAGAUAGUUCCUCUUGGGUGGCUAUGUUAUCUGGUUUUUGUAAGAACAAACGAGAAGAAGAUGCUAUUCUCCUAUAUAAGGAUAUGCGUAAAUUUGGAGUAAUUCCUACUCCAUAUGUUUUCUCGAGUGUAAUAAGUGCAUCCACAAAGAUUGAAGCAUUUAACUUGGGAGAACAGCUCCAUGCUAGUAUCUAUAAGUGGGGAUUUUUAUCUAAUGUUUUUGUUAGUAAUGCCCUCAUUACAUUGUAUUCUCGCUGUGGAUACUUAACAUUGGCAGAAAAAGUAUUUGUUGAAAUGCCGCAGAAGGAUGGAGUUACCUAUAAUUCCCUAAUCUCUGGUCUCUCUUUGAAAGGAUUCAGUGACAAGGCUCUACAGUUAUUCGAGAAAAUGCAGUUAAGUUCGUUGAAACCUGACUGUGUUACAAUUGCAAGCCUCUUGGGUGCUUGUGCAUCAUUAGGAGCACUUCAGAAGGGAAGACAACUGCAUUCUUAUGCAACAAAGGCAGGUCUAUGCUCAGAUAGCAUAAUUGAAGGUUCUUUACUUGACCUUUAUGUUAAGUGUUCUGACCUUGAAACAGCCCAUAAAUUUUUCCUCGGAAGCCAGAUGGAAAACAUUGUUCUUUGGAAUGUGAUGCUCGUGGGUUAUGGGCAGAUGGGUGAUUUGGAUGAAUCGUUCCAAAUCUUUUCACAGAUGCAGUUUAAAGGGCUACAACCGAAUCAAUACACAUACCCCAGUAUAUUGAGAACUUGUACAUCUGUUGGCGCUCUAUAUCUUGGAGAACAAAUACAUAGCCAAGUAUUAAAAACUGGUUUUUGGCAGAAUGUUUACGUGUGUAGUGUGCUUAUAGAUAUGUAUGCCAAGCAUGAAAAAUUGGUUGCAGCAGAGAAAAUCUUUUGGCGUCUAAAUGAGGAAGAUGUUGUAUCUUGGACAUCUAUGAUUGCUGGAUAUGCUCAGCAUGACUUCUUUGUUGAAGCUGUAAAACUUUUUAGAAAAAUGCAAGACCGAGGUAUUCUAUCUGAUAACAUAGGAUUUGCAAGUGCAAUCAGUGCAUGUGCCGGCAUUCAAGCACUCAAUCAAGGGAGACAAAUCCAUGCCCAGUCAGUGGUGUCAGGCUACUCAUUAGAUCAUUCAAUAGGCAAUGCAUUGAUUUUUCUUUAUGCUAGAUGCAGUAGAAUACAAGAUGCAUAUGCAGCAUUUGACAAAAUUGAUAAAAAAGAUAUUAUUUCGUGGAAUGGCUUGGUAUCAGGAUUUGCCCAAAGUGGAUUUUGUGAAGAAGCAUUGAAAGUGUUCUCUAGAAUGCACGGAGAUGGAGUGGAAGCUAACAUGUUCACAUAUGGAUCUGCUGUUAGUGCCGCUGCUAAUACCACUAAUAUUAAACAGGGGAAGCAGAUUCAUGCUAGAAUAAUAAAGACUGGUGAUAAUGCCGAAACAGAAGCUUCCAAUGUCCUGAUCACAUUGUAUGCAAAGUGUGGAAGCCUUGUGGAUGCCAGGAAAGAGUUCCUUGAAAUGCAAAAUAAAAAUGAUGUGUCGUGGAAUGCCAUGAUAACAGGCUAUUCUCAACAUGGGUGUGGCAAUGAAGCUAUAGAACUGUUUGAGGAGAUGAGACAUCUUGGUGUGAAGCCGAACCAUGUCACCUAUUUGGGUGUUUUAUCAGCCUGUAGCCAUGUGGGUUUAGUGGACAAGGGGCUUUGCUAUUUCAAUUCCAUGAGUAAAGAUUAUGGUUUAAUGCCAAAACUAGAACAUUAUGCGUCUGUUGUAGACAUUUUAGGACGAGCUGGUCAUUUGCCGCGUGCAAUGAAGUUUGUGGAGACUAUGCCAAUAGAACCUGAUGCAAUGGUUUGGAGGACCCUCCUAAGUGCUUGCAUAGUUCACAAGAACAUUGAAAUAGGGGAACAGACAGGCCACCGCCUCUUACAAUUGGAGCCUCAAGACUCAGCAACUUAUGUUUUACUAUCAAACCUAUAUGCAGUUCUUGGAAGAUGGGAUUCUCGAAACCAGACAAGGCUGCUGAUGAAAGACAGAGGUGUCAAGAAAGAGCCAGGUCGUAGCUGGAUUGAAGUCAAAAACACCAUACAUGCAUUUUUUGUUGGAGAUAGACUCCAUCCACUAGCAAAUCAUAUCUAUGACUUUGUGGAGGACCUAAAUAAACGGGUAGUUAUGAUUGGUUAUGUUCAAGACAAUAAUAGUCUUUGGAGUGAUUUGGAGUUGGGACAAAAAGAUCCAACUGCUUAUAUUCACAGUGAAAAGUUAGCUAUUGCAUUUGGACUUCUAAGCUUGCCUGAAAUGAUUCCCAUACGAGUGAUGAAGAAUCUCCGCGUCUGCAAUGACUGCCACAAUUGGAUAAAGUGUGUGUCGAAGGUUGCAGAUCGAGCCAUUGUUGUACGGGAUGCAUACAGAUUUCAUCAUUUUGCAGAUGGUGAAUGUUCCUGCAAUGAUUUUUGGUAAUUGGAACUGUUGAAGGGUUGCUGUGUGGUGAAGAGGGUUUUGAAAAGAGAUGACAUGGUAACCUGCCAGUGGUUGAGAUUGAUGCUCUGGAUACCUUUAUCAAUAUAGUAAUGUGUUUACAUGGUUGGUGCUGUUCAACUGCAGUGCACCAGUUCCAAACAACUGGACCAAAAGCUGUUUCAUGCGUCCUCCCUGGUGAUAGCUGUAGGUAAUGUUCUUCACUCUUAGUUUAUGUCCUUCUCUUUCUAGUUGUAAUUGUUCAUUUGUGGCUGAGUAUUUGUGUCAUGCAAGUAUUUUGUUCAGAUUUUCUUCAGUCAAUGUCAUAGUAAACAAAUUUGCAGAGCAUCCAGAUGAAAGUGAAAAACCAAAGGAUCAGAAGAGUAAGCUGAGGUGAUGUUCAAAAUUAUGAGCCUCAAGGUGAAAGGACCAACGGGCGAUGUACCUGAGCUUAGUACAUUAUGUUACCAUUGUUGGUACCUUCACGGUGUAUUUUUUUCUCAAGGACGGUUGUUUCUUGGCAAGCUUGCACCACCUAGAUUACUCCACCAGCCAGGUACAUGCUACCUCCCAACAACACAUGUACCAAGUAACUCUGACCUCCGAGGCUUAAGUAGAUGGAUUUUGACAAACAGAAACUUACAGUCGCUGGAGGCAGAUGUUGAUGUUGAGGCUCGCAAGAAAAAUGUGGAGGAUGCAGGUACAAAGAUUAAUGGUGAAGAACCCGGCUACCAUUUUUAACAUGCAGAGCUAACCUGGUAAGUUGUUUUUGUCCCAACAUCAUAUUUCACAAUUCUGUCUUGUCCUGCAUAUGCUUUGUAGAAGGUAAACAGAGAGAAAUACCUAGCUAGACAGCAAAGGGGUAGAUUCUGUAUAGAUUCAUGAUCUGAUGCAAUUCGAGAUAUGUAGCUUUGGCUGGAAAAAGAGUACCACUCCUGUGGAUCCGGGUAGUUGAUCGUUACGAGAGAUGUUUAUGUUUCUGGUAUUUGAUAAUACAAAUUAGUGUAACAAAGCUGUAUAGAAAUGGGAUUUCUUCAAGAAAAGGGGAGGUUUUCAGUUUUUGGAGACCUUGAAUUUCAAAUCUAUGAACUUUAGCAAGUUUUCAUAUCCAAAAUAAUUUAUAGUUCUCACAACUCAUUAUUGUGAAUUGCUCGACGAAAUACUACAUAAAAUCAGUAAGCGUUAUUGAUUA